UAUACAAUAUCCCUGUAAAACAAUUUUAUAGAGAAAAAGCAUAGGAUAAAGUAUAGUUAGUAGCUUUUACAUGCAAUUUAUUGAGAUAAAUCUUUCACAUUUGUUUCUUUAGUAAAUUUUAGGAGGACAUUGAAGACGUAACUUCGAAGCAAGAUUACGGAGGACAGAGAAAAAAUGGGAAGGGUUUGAUUUGAUGAUCCAACAGCAGCAGUAGAGUAGAGUGAGAGUGAGAGAAGAAUGGAGGAAUCGGGUGGCGUGUGGUGGUGCGUUUCGGCAGUGAAGAUGAUAGUGGAGUCGAUAAAGAUCAUAGCCUGUAACAAACUGGUGUUCGCAUCAAUCAUGCUUCUCACCACCCUCCCUCUCUCCACGCUUCUAAUUUCCCAAUCCAUCUCCACCCACUCCCUCACCUCGCAAAUUCACCAUCUCGAGGCCCUUGCACGCUACGCCCCCACACGCUUCGAGGCCCGACAUGUCUGGCGCCAGUCCCGCCACGACGCCCUUUCACUCCUCCGUAUCAAGGCCCUCUUCUCCCUCCCCUCCUACCUCCUCUCCCUCGCCGCAGCCCUCUCCGCCGUCCACUCCACCCGCCUAGCCCUCCACGCCGACACCACCCACUCCCUCCUCUCCGCGGCCCUCCGCCUCUUCGCCACCACCAUCUUCGUCUACGCCAUCCUCUUAGCCUUCUCCCCCAUCCCGCGCUUCCUCGCUGCCCUAGCCUCCUCCGCCGCCGCCAGGCUCCUCCUCCUCGCCGCCGGGUCCGCCCUCGAGGUCUACCUCAUGGCCGUCAUGAGCGUCGCUCUCGUCGUCUCCGUCGCUGAAGAGAGGUUCGGCUGGGACGCCAUUCGGGUCGGAUCCGCUCUGAUGGAGGGGAGCCGGGCAUGCGGUUGGGCCCUGUCGGGUCUGUUCGUACUGGGGUCGAGCCUGAUCGGAUCGAAGGUGGAGCGGUUGAUGGAGGCUGAGGAUUGGAUCAGGGUUGAGGAUAAAGCCAAUGUGAUAGUUUGGUACGGUUUGUUAGUGCUGUGGAGUUACGUGAUUAUGACCAUCUUUUACUGUGAUUGUAGAAAACGCCAUCCAAUUAGGGAACUCCAACCAGAGGAAAUGCAACUAUCUGCAAUAUAAGGAGGAGCCACGUUUACAUUGGAGUACACAACUAAAUAACGGAAGCCAACUUAACAAAUUUUUCCGUGGAAUUGAAGGAGCAAUAAUCCACAUUCCAGAUUAUUUGGUCUAUCCGUAAUGCUGUAUUGGUAAUGUAGUGCUUUCUCAUCUUUGUGUGAUGAACAAGUUUUGGUGACGACAGAGAACUUGGUUAUCAACCUGUUCGAGGAAGCUUUAUUUUUUGGAAAGGUGGUUCCUGGUAAAUUCAGGGCACAUACUGAAAUACAUCAUACAUAUAUACUGAGGAAAUAUAAUCUAUACGACUAAUUUUAGGAACAAAAAAA
Vigna unguiculata (cowpea) is the source of this 1442-nucleotide messenger RNA. RefSeq lists its product as uncharacterized. Lineage: Eukaryota; Viridiplantae; Streptophyta; Magnoliopsida; Fabales; Fabaceae. The record is from RefSeq and is a predicted model, not a curated record.